Messenger RNA from Peromyscus leucopus (white-footed mouse), 2175 nucleotides. RefSeq names its product chromosome 20 C12orf40 homolog (gene Redic1). The transcript has 11 exons. Lineage: Eukaryota; Metazoa; Chordata; Mammalia; Rodentia; Cricetidae. The coding region runs from base 29 to 1897 and encodes 622 amino acids. The record is from RefSeq and is a predicted model, not a curated record.
CUUUGAAAAGAACAAGUUAAAAUCAAAAAUGAAAUUACUAGGAGUUUUUUCACCUGUCAAGAAUACCACUGCCAGCUUAGACCUUCUUAAUCUGUAUAUGGUAAAUCAGAUAUCGUCCAAGAAGGAAACACCUGAAAUCAUGAAAAGACCAACUUAUGUGAAUAUGAACAGAGAUUUGAAAAUCCCACUAAGAAAGCAUGAUUUAGAACUUCCAAUGUCACCUCACUGUGUCCCUUCUAAACUGUGCAUCGAUGACAUGGGAAAGAAUGUACCCUAUCAAAGAUUAUGUAGCAAGGAAGAAACUGGCCCAGUUCAGUCAUCACAAGACAUGAACUCAUACAGAAUGUUCCACAAAACAGAAAACUACAGUUAUAUUCCACCAUCUUUUCCAGCAGAAUUACCUUCUAACAGACAUAUUCCAAGCCAAAACUCCACCCCAAGAGUAGCACCAAAUCCUUGGAAAUGUGCAUAUGAGGAAAAACAAAAUGAGCAGUUCAGUAAUGGAAAAUUUUCUGAUCCCUUAUUUUCCAAAUUACAUAAACGUCAAGAUAUUUUCACUCCAUCUCAGAGAACAGCAGAGUUUGGAGCAUCAUAUGAGAGAAUACGCAGUUCAGAAACUGGUGAUUUCUUUACUAGAAGAUCUGUGAUUAUGGGUGAAAAUUGUGGAAGCCUCUAUGAAAGAAGACAGCCAGACUUUGCUAUGGAAAAAACAUCAGUGCAGAAGAUUUGGGGGAAUAAUGGGAAAGAAUUCUCCAAUUUUCUUGAAGAUGUGAGCCAGCCAACUCAGAGACAUCUGUCAUACAAUCACAACUCGGACACAUUCGUCAGUCACAACAUGAUCCAGUUAUUGAGCAGAGAUCAGCCAGGGAGAAUGGCAGCCUUUCCUAAGUGUGGUUAUGAUGGUUUGCGUGGCACCUGGGUGGCUUCUUCUGAUGGAAGCCACUCCUCUAGUGGGGUCACUAGCGGGAAUUUUACAGUUCCACAAGUAGCUCUUCCUAAUCCUCCUCUGAAUACAAGUUACUUAGGAACCUGUCAGUCAAAGAAGCCCUACCAGAAGGAGUCCAACAGUAAUGAAAUACGUGAAUUUAGAUCUUUGGAGGAUGAUUGUCACCCAGCCAGAUGUGGGAGAAAAGGAAAUAUUGAAAGUGAUGACCAAGAGGAAGCGCUGCAGAGAAAUACCUGGGAAUACCCAGUGUGCUCUAUGGGUGAUAUUCCUUUGAAAGAAUUACAUCAUAAGCAGUCAUGUGAUUUUGACCAUAAUGAGAUGGAAGGAAGAAGAAUGUGUCCUUUAAAAGGGAGGUCAAUGUCUACUGAGAAAAUCUAUCUAGAGUCUUCACAGAGCAGCCAGUCUGCCAGCUACUCUCCACGGCCGACAGAGAGCACUUUCAGCUCAAGUUCUGACUUGAUAUCUGAAGAUGAAGAUCAGCUACAGCAGCAAAUUGAAGAUUCAAAUAAGAAAGCCACAGAGACAACUGAUAACUUAGAAAAAGGGGAAGAUCAUCUAGAUGACAUAAUUGUAAAAGACAGUGUCAAAAUUCAUAACCAGAAUGAUAACAUUCACCAGUCUUCAGUGAAAAAUGAUGCUGAUCAAUGUCCAGAGUCUCAGUGCAAUUCAGAGCACGUAUCACAAAAGCAAACCAAUAAUGACUGUGUGCUUCCGGCUGGGAGAUGUGACGUAGGGGUGCAGACAGAGAAAGAGCUGGGUCUGGGGAAAACAGCAGAGGCUGCCGUACAGUGUACCAUCCUUUGCCAAUGCUCAUGUCAAAGUUGGCCUGACGUUCCUGUAGAAGAGGAGCCUUCCCUUCAGGAGGCUGGCGGCUGCAGUGAAGAUAUUAUGGCAGAUACCACGGGAGGGCAGGAGACACAGAUAGAGAACUCACUUGAAAUCUCCGUUUAGAAUGCAGGGUUUCAUUUAACCUUGGAAGGCAAAAGGAAAUGUUUAAUCUUCAUUAACAUGAUAAGUAAUGAGAAAAUGAGGCUGAGCAUAAAGGCGAGUUUCUAAGUUCUACUGUUUCUAUGCAAAUGUAAUAUUUCUGUUUUUAUUAUUUUAUGUAGGCAUUUCUUUAAUAGCCUUAUUUGUAGAAAUUUGCAUAUAUUCUGCAUUUUCAAUAUAUAUGUUGCCAUUCUCAUGUUUACUCAUCCUUAUUUGGAUUAAAAAUAUGCACAAAUUCUUUA